Messenger RNA from Theileria equi strain WA, 724 nucleotides. RefSeq lists its product as hypothetical. Gene Ontology annotation, molecular function: Hsp90 protein binding; protein-folding chaperone binding. The transcript is spliced from 4 exons. Gene Ontology annotation, biological process: protein folding; chaperone-mediated protein complex assembly. The record is from RefSeq and is a predicted model, not a curated record. Bases 102 to 710 code for a protein of 202 amino acids. Gene Ontology annotation, cellular component: nucleus; cytosol. Lineage: Eukaryota; Apicomplexa; Aconoidasida; Piroplasmida; Theileriidae.
AGUUCGCGUAAUUUCGGGUAGUAAGCAAAACAAUUCUAGACUUUUACAGCUACACAAACUGGAAAGGAUAUAAAGUAACGUACAUAUCAAAGUAGAAGAAAAUGACUCUCUCUCCAACUGUAUUGUGGGCUCAGACCAAGGAGGCUCUAUAUUUGACCGUUGAGCUUUCUAAGGCUUCAGAUGUCAAGUGCGACUUUACUGAUGACUCCGUUACCUUUUCUGCAUCAAAGGAUGGCAAGAACUACGCCUUUUCCUUCAAAUUUUCCAAGCCAGUCAAGUCUUCCGAGGUUCAGCGUUUUGAUGAGCGCUUCAUAAGGUUCAGAGUACCAAAAGCUGAGAGUGAAUCCUGGACUUCACUUAACUCUUGCGGAAAGAAGCAUUACAUUAAAUGUGACUGGGACAGAUGGGUUGACUCUGAUGCUGAGGAUGACCUUCUCAACGACGGAUUCAACAUGCCAAACUUUGGAGAUUUCGGUGACCUGAACGACUUUGGAGACAUGGGAGCUGAGGAGGGAGACCUUGAAGAUUCUGAAGAAGAUGAGCCAGAUUCCUGCUGUGCAACAAAGUCAUGUGGUGACUCUUCUUGCAAUACAGAGUCCUGCCAUACCGGUUCUAAAUGCGCGGAGUCUCCAUGCAAUGCAGAUUGCAGCUGUGGACCAAACUGCGAUUGCGGACCAGACAAGAAAUGCUCCGAUAAGUGCACCUGUUAAUUUAUACUAUUACU